Messenger RNA from Tigriopus californicus, 1308 nucleotides. RefSeq names its product N-acetyl-D-glucosamine kinase-like. The coding region runs from base 142 to 1209 and encodes 355 amino acids. Gene Ontology annotation, molecular function: N-acetylglucosamine kinase activity. The transcript has 2 exons. Lineage: Eukaryota; Metazoa; Arthropoda; Copepoda; Harpacticoida; Harpacticidae. The record is from RefSeq and is a predicted model, not a curated record.
UAGUGACUUUACAUGCCCACACUUUCUCGCUCAAACCAGAAAUCUCAUGGCUUGACUGACCUUGAAUGAGAUCAACAGGUCCUCUGAAAUUUCGUCUCAUUCAAGUGUCCCUUCGUGUUCAAGUCUGAGAGAUUGAAUCAAAUGAAUAGCAGGAUGGAAUACAUCGUUCAUCCCAUCGCAAAUCCUGGUAUCAGCAUGAGUGAUUUCGUAGUGGGCGGCAUCGAAGGUGGAGCAACCCACUCCAUGCUCAUGCUCUUCGAUGGUCAAAUGAAACCCAUCGCCAAAGUGGAAGGUCCGGAGACCAACGUGUGCCAAUUGGGCUACGAGGACGCUUGUAAGAGAAUCCUGUCCCUGAUCAAAAAGGGCUUGGCCGUGGCUGGAUUGCCGGAGGACACCAAACUGAAGAGUUUUGGUAUGAGCUUGAGCGGUUGCGAGCGAGAGGAAACCAACCAAGAGGUCAAAAAGGCCAUGGAGGAUCUUUAUCCGGGUGUGCCCUUUGUCGUGGUCAGCGACACGCAAGGCACCUUAGCCACGGCAUCCGAGAAAGGGGGCAUUGUCUUGAUCGCUGGAACUGGAUCCAAUGCGUUGUUAGUCAACCCGGAUGGAACGACCUCCCGUUGUGGAGGAUGGGGUCAUUUGAUCGGGGAUGAAGGGUCAGCCUUCCACAUAUCCUUGAAAGCGGUCAAAACCUACAUUGACCAUGAAGACAAUAAGGUGCCCGCCCCGUACGACAUCACCUACGUGCGGAAUGCAAUCAUGAAGCAUUUCCAGCUCAAGGAUCGAUUCGACAUCAUUCCCCAUUGCUAUGAGAACUUUGCCAAAGCCAAAUUUGCCGGACUCUGUCGGUUCAUUGCCGAAGGAGCCGAGCAAGGCGAUCAGCUUUCGCAGUCUUUCUUCGAAGAGAAUGGUCGUCAACUAGCCUCCCAUUUAACGGCUAUGGCCCGCCACAUCAACCCCGAACUUCGGCAAGCCCCCGAUGGGCUGCCGGUGGUUUGCAUCGGGUCCGUUUGGAAGUCGUGGAAAUUUCUGGAAAAGGGAUUCAUUACCGAACUGGCCAAAAGCAGAGACCUGAUCCCGGCCAUCCAGCUUCUGCGGCUCAAAGUGCCUGCCGCCCUGGGGGCGUGUUACUUGGGCGCCGAUAAGGCGGAUGUCCCUUUGCCCAAGAGCUACGGGGACAACACCGAAAUGUUUCAUGAAGCUCAAUUCUGAUCGCAUCGUCCAUUCAAUUCUGUGCAUUGCCAGUAAUCUCAUCCUUAUUUUGUAUCAUAACCUCAGCCUGAAUUCAAAAAACCGUCUUCCUCCCUUCAA